AUGGAAUCUAGCCGCUUAACCUUGGCUUCUGUUUCCUGCGCUUCUAAAGCAGAUCUAGGAAGACGCACCUCCACUCCAGCACCCCAGAGCAAAAUCUCUUCUGAUGGGAAACUGCAGCGUAAUCAGAAACACAGAGAGUCGACACCCCAAGAUGAAUAUGUGAAGAGACUGAGAACUCGCUCGGUUCAGAAUCUUUCUGCACAAGAUAGCCGACCACUUCCUGUGGGAUAUACAGCGACUCCACAUCCCGACAGUUCUGCAACCCAGGGCAAUUUCAUUUCCAUACAAACUCCCCAGCAGAUUCCUUCAGAGCAGAUCUUGUAUCACUGUACUGAAUGUGGCACCAAUUUCAGUGACCGGGGAAAGCUGAAAAUACACCAGUGUAGUCACACGGAGGAGAAACCGUUUCACUGUGCAGAUUGUGGGAAGAGUUUUAUUAAGAAAUAUGACCUUCAAAAACACCAGCGAACUCACACAGGAGAGAAACCGUAUGAGUGUCCUGAUUGUGGGAGGCUUUUUAAUCAGAAAGGAAACCUUCAAACCCACCAGCGAAUUCACACAGGAGAGAAACCGUUUCACUGUGCAGAUUGUGGGAGGAGUUUUAGUCAUAAACAAGGACUUCGAAGACACCAGGUAACUCACAGUACAGGUAAACCAUUUCACUGUGCUGAUUGUGGGAAAGGUUUUAAUGAGAAAUAUGACCUUCAAAAACACCAGCGAACUCACACAGGAGAGAAACCGUAUGAGUGUCCUGACUGUGGGAGGCGUUUUACUCAGAAAGGAACCCUUCAAUCACACCAGCUAACUCACAGUACAGAUAAACUAUUUCAUUGUGCUGAUUGUGGGAGGAGUUUUAGUCAGAAACAAGGUCUUCAAAGACACCAGCUAACUCACAGUAUAGAUAAACCAUUUCACUGUGCUGAUUGUGGGAAAGGUUUUAAUCUUAAAACUUUACUUCAAGCACACCAGCGAAUUCACACGGGAGAGAAACCGUUUCACUGUGCUGAUUGUGGGAGGAGUUUUAAUCAGAAAGGAAACCUUCAAUCACACCAGCUAACUCACACAGGAGAGAAACCGUACGAGUGUCCUGACUGUGGCAAGAGUUUUAAUCAUAAAUGUAACCUUCAAAAACACCAGCUAACUCACACAGGAGAGAAACCAUUUGUGUGUUCUGACUGUGGGAGGUGUUUUAUUCAGAAAUGUAACCUUCAAAAACACCAGCUAACUCACACAGGAGAGAAACCGUAUGUGAGUCCAGUAUGUGGAGAAGUUUCAAUCGGAAAGACAACCUCAGAACACACCACAUAACCUACCCGGUAGAGAAACCUUUUGAGUGUAGUGACUGUGGGAAGAGAUUUGUAGAGUCAAAUAAACUAAAGAAACACAGUCUAGUUCACAGAGAUUCAGUCAGUCAGGACACCUCCAAAAUAAAACAA
Molecule: messenger RNA, 1436 nt
Organism: Acipenser ruthenus (sterlet)
Lineage: Eukaryota; Metazoa; Chordata; Actinopteri; Acipenseriformes; Acipenseridae
Product: gastrula zinc finger protein XlCGF26.1-like
Exons: 2
Coding region: 1-1308 (435 amino acids)
Biological process (GO): regulation of transcription by RNA polymerase II
Molecular function (GO): RNA polymerase II cis-regulatory region sequence-specific DNA binding; DNA-binding transcription factor activity
Source: RefSeq, a predicted model, not a curated record